Molecule: messenger RNA, 1014 nt
Organism: Talaromyces amestolkiae
Lineage: Eukaryota; Fungi; Ascomycota; Eurotiomycetes; Eurotiales; Trichocomaceae
Exons: 2
Coding region: 1-1014 (337 amino acids)
Source: RefSeq, a predicted model, not a curated record
AUGUCAGACGCCCUUUUGGACUUUCUCUCGUCCAUUGGCGAGGAAGUCGUUGAUGCCGAGGAAGAAUCAUUUCUUCUCUUCUCCCGCACAAUUCCCUCCAACAACCUAGGCUUCCUCAACUCGCGCGCGACAACAAUAGACCUCACCAUACACUCCCACGACUAUACAAUCCACCAAUCGCCCACUCUACUCUCCUCAACUCGAGACGGGGGUACCACGGGCGCCGUACUGUGGAAAAUCACGCCUUUAUUCGCAUCCUGGAUUUCGUCCACCUCCACAAACCCGUUUUGGUCAUCACAGUCGCAGGCUUUGGGGAAGGAUGCGGCGGUGCUUGAACUCGGGUGCGGAAUCUCGGGGCUGGUGGCGCUCACGCUUGCGCCGUUGGUGAGAAAGUAUGUCGCUACGGAUCAGGAGUAUGUGAGGCGCUUCUUUCGGCAGAAUGUUGAUGAGAAUCGGCCUAUCUCUACCAAAAAGGGGCCAUCGAAGAAGGGGCGAGCAGCAGGAGGGGGCACAAAACGGGGAAAGGAUAGCACCAACGCCAAUAGCGACAGCAACAGCAAUAUAGAAUUCAUCCCGCUGGAUUGGGAACUGGAUGUCCCGCGUAACGAGACUCUUCAUGCUGACGACACGACCACCGAAGCAGGAUUCGAUCUGGUGAUUUCCUGCGACUGCAUAUACAAUGAAGCCCUCAUCCCAUCUUUUGUGCGCACAUGUGCCGAUGUUUGUCUAUUACGGUCAGCUGCCAACACCUCCAAUCACAACGCAAAAGGUGAAGGGGAAAGAAACCCGACGAUAGCGAUGAUAGCGCAGCAACAGCGGUCGCCGGAUGUAUUCGAAGCAUGGCUCAAAGAGUCGUUGCGCUAUUUCCGGGUUUGGAGAGUUGAGAAAUUUGAAUCCGGCCCGAGGACGGGUUCUGAUGAGGCAGGGGGAAGUAGUGGAUUGGACGAAGGGAGUGGGUAUGUGGUUCAUGUCCUUGUGCUCAGGGAUGAUUUACCUUUCACUCCUUGUACUUAA